This is a messenger RNA of Plasmodium gallinaceum, 813 nucleotides long. Its product is annotated as TRAP-like protein, putative, fragment, pseudogene. Lineage: Eukaryota; Apicomplexa; Aconoidasida; Haemosporida; Plasmodiidae. The transcript is spliced from 5 exons. The record is from RefSeq and is a predicted model, not a curated record. Bases 1 to 813 code for a protein of 270 amino acids.
AUGACCUACAAUUUCCUGUUUCCUCCUUACCAAAAUCGAUCAGAGAAAAGAGGAAAACAAGAAAUCAAUGAAGAAACAAAAGAACACGGAAAACAAGAAAUCAGUGAAGAAACAGAAGAACAUGGAAAACAAGAUAUUAAAAUGAAAAAUGAUGAUGAUAAAGAAGAAACAUUUCACUCUUAUCAAAACAAGAAUGAUACAUUAAUUAAUGAACAUCAAAGUGGUGAUAAUAUGAAUGGAGGAAAACAAGAAAUCAAUGAAGAAACAAAAGAACACGGAAAACAAGAAAUCAGUGAAGAAACAGAAGAACAUGGAAAACAAGAUAUUAAAAUGAAAAAUGAUGAUGAUAAAGAAGAAACAUUUCACUCUUAUCAAAACAAGAAUGAUACAUUAAUUAAUGAACAUCAAAGUGGUGAUAAUAUGAAUGGAGGAAAACAAGUAAUCGGUGAAGAAACAAGAGAACAUGGAAAUAAAAUUCUAAUAACAAUUCAUAUAAAAAAAAAUUCUAAAAUUAUAUUCUUAGUUAAAAAAUGUGCUAUUAAUCUUUUUAAAUAUCUUAAUUUUAAUAUAAUGCAGAUAAUCAAUACGCAUAUAAAUACAUCCUAUAAAAUAGUUAAUGAGUUCAAAAUAAUAAAAACCCUUCAGUGUGCUGAGAUUCAUACUUCAUUCUCAUUCUGUGAUAAUUCUGAGGAAGCAGUUACAAGGGCAUAUAAGUACAACUUUGUGUCAGACAUUACUCUAAAAUGGGAAAAUACGGUCUUGUUAGCAGAGGAAUAUUCAUCAGAAGAAAACAAAGGAAGCUCUCCUGCUUGA